This is a messenger RNA of Cetraspora pellucida, 1047 nucleotides long. Lineage: Eukaryota; Fungi; Glomeromycota; Glomeromycetes; Diversisporales; Gigasporaceae. The record is from the annotation of a GenBank genome assembly.
AUGACAAUGUUAAUACAUAGUCCUGAAGGAUAUGAUGUCAAAAUAAAAGUUGGUGAAUAUCCAAAUACUCAAGAAUUUAAAGCUCAUUCUUUAAUAUUGAGAGCUAGGUCUCCUUAUUUCCACAGAGCUUUAUCAUGUGAAUGGACAAAUAAACAAGAAAAUAUUAUCAUAUUUGAGAAACCUAAUGUAUCUCCCAAUAUUUUCGAAAUAAUAUUAAGAUAUAUUUAUGGUGAUAUAUUUCAACUAGAUGAUUAUGACCCCUUUGACAUUCUUGAUCUUCUUAUUGCUGCUGACGAAAUAAUGAUUGAUGAUGUUUUAAUGAAUCAUGUUCAAACUUAUUUGAUUCAUUCAAAAGCUGCUUGGAUAGACGAGAACCUUUUAGAUAUUCUUACUAUUGUUUCUCCCCGUGAUUCUUGUCAAAAAUUACGAGACUAUUGUCUUGAUGAAAUAAUUUUACGUGAUCUAAAUCCUGCAAUACGAAUCAAUUCUUCUGUUAUUAUUAAUCCGAAAUGUGCCAAGAUCAUUAUAAGUUGGAUCGAGAAAAAACCAUUCCAAUCUAAUAAAAAUAUUAAUUGCACUUAUGACUUUAAUCUAUUAUAUAGUGCAAGUUGUGGUGAUAGUGAUUCUUUUCACAAACUGUGUGAUAAUAUUGGUCCAACGCUCAUUGUAAUAAAAGUCGAAGGUACUAACGAAAUAAUUGGUGGUUAUAAUGCGCUAAAUGUUGGUUGGCAAAGAGGGUGGCUUUCGUUUAGUCGUGGAUCAAAAGGUUGUUUUAUAUUUUCUCUUGGCACUGAUACAAAAAAAGCAGAACUUGAAGAUGCGAAAUGUGGUUUCAUUUUAUCUGAUCAAGUGGAUUCUGCUAUAUAUGAUCAUCCACAAGAUGGCCCGUGUUUCGGCACUGGUCCAGAUCUCUAUGUUAAUACUAAACGCGAUCAACCUUUGGGACAUCGUCAACAUAGAUGUUAUAAAUCAGGUGUUUUCAAUAGACAAGGCAGUUUUAGAUGGAAGGAUUGGGAGGUAUUUCAAAUAGUUAAGAAAGAAAUAUAA